UUUUUUGUGAUAAUUUUUUUUGAUGAUUUAAAAAAAUGGAUCCAUCAUCAUCAUCAAUAAUGGAUCGAUCAACAAAUAUUGUUUCCAGAUUUAUUAGCCAAAUUUAUUUUGUUACAUUAUUUUAUCUAAAUUAUUUUCUCCAAUUAUUACGUUGGCCAUUUCGACGUUAUGAUCAAGAUUCCGUUGAUCAUCCAUCAAUACGACCAUCCAAAGCUAUUAUCGAUAGUUUAAUGGGAAAUUUUGAAAAUGGACGUUUAAUCAAUGCCAAUGAAAGUGUUGAACAAACAUUUCAACGUUUAAUCGAAUCUCGGCAAUAUGAAACAGCAAUGAAAUUGGCAAAAAAAUUUGAUUUACAAAUGGAUUUAUUAUGGAAAAAUAUGUGGCUACAACAACAAAAUGAAGAAAAAUCCAUUCAAUUAAUUGAUGAAUGUUUAUCAAAAAUUAAUGAUCAAAAAUGGAUUUUCAAUCAAUGUAUCGAAUGUAUACCUGAACAAUUACCUGUCUUACGUCAUUUACUCCAAUUUGGUAUCGAACGAAUUCAAAUGAUCAAUACUUCCACACAAUCCACCACCAAUGAUGAUAAUGAUGAUAAUUUAUUCAUGGCUAAAAUUGAAAAAACAUUAAAAUCAUAUCUAAAUCGAUUAGAUUUAUAUGAAAAAAUAUUGAAAUCAAAAUUUAAUAAUGAAAAUGAUUAUUGUGAUCAAUUUGAUUGGAAAUUUUUUGAAAAAUUUCGACAAAAAAAUUCAUUUCAAUUAGCUAUUGAACAUGCACAUCAAUCGGAUAUUGAAACACUGUCGGUAUUAUUUGCACAAGAAUAUCAAACGUUAGCUAGGAAUUUUUUUGUUAUCAUAUCAAAUUUACCGGAAACAUUAUCACCAUCCCAAUAUAAAGAUUUGAUUCGGCUGGCUAUUUCAACAUUGACGGAUAAAUUUUUUACCGUUUCAAACGAUAAGAACGAAGAACAAGAUGAUUAUGAAAAGAAUUUCUUUGUAAAUAACCCGAAUUAUUUAAAAUUUAAAACAGAAAAAUCUAUUGACGAUGAAUUUCUCACCGGUUGGUUUGAAUAUCGUUCGGAAAAUAUACUCAAUUUGACAAUGUUGAUUGAUAAUUCUUUAGAAUUAUUAUCAAUUGGUAUUGAUGAUUAUAAUCUACUGUCGUUGAGAAAUCUAUACGCUGAAUUGGAUCUUUAUUCAUUGUUUGUUUAUGAUGGUUUUUCCACAACAGCAAUGAUUUCAUUUGAAAAAUUUCGUCAAUUAUCGAUUGAAGAAAAAAUGAAUUUAUUAUUCAAUGAUAAAAUGAAUGAUGGUAUGAUUUUAAUUAGAAAUUUAUUUGAAAAAUUUUUUGAAAAAAUCACUGAAUAUUCUCGUCAUCAUCAGCAAACACAAACGAUGAACAUAAGUCGAAAAGAAUUACUUCGAAAAUUUCUCAUCAAUCUAGUUCAUAAAGAUUUUGAACAAUGUUUAAAAAUUUUUGAAACCUAUACAAUUGUAAAUCGUACACCGGAUCAAUUGAAACAGUUGAAAAUCCUUGAUGAUCCAUGUGAUCUUAUUGAAUUAGCAUUGGAUUGUAUUCGUUCAUAUUCGAAACCAGAUGAUUUAGAUUUAGCAUUUAAAAUUAUGGAAUGUUUACCUGAACGUGAUCAAGCAUCAUUGUUGAAUAAACAAUUAAAUCAUGGUAAGAAUCAAGAUCAACAAAACGAAUGGCUAGAACGAUUUAAUCGUAUGAAUGAUGAAGCUGAUGAUAUGGCAUAUCAUCUUUCAAUGGUUGAAUUUCUGUGUGAAAAUUCUACGAGAAUUUCUGUUAAAGAAUUGAUUCGAAUUGCAAAUGAAGAUAAAGCUGAUCAACAACAAUUGAAAUUUAUUGAAAAAAUUGUAAAUAAUUUUUGUAAACAACGUUGCUCAACGAGCAACAACAACAUUAGUGAUCAUACAACAAUAUCAAAUGAAUGGAAACAAUUUUUUGUUAAUCUUAAAGAUUUAACAAAAAAAUAUUUCCCAUUGAUUAAUGAUGAACAAUUAUUGGAACAAACUGUUCGAUGUUUAUUAUGGUCAAAUAAUGAAUAUUUUAUUCAAUUAGCAUUUAAACAUAUUGAUCAUGUGGAAUUAAGAAAUAAUUCAAAUUCCAGUGCAAAAAAAUUAAAUAUUGAAAAAGGUCGAUCAAUUCUGCGAUUGGUUAUUCAAGAUUAUAUUCGUUAUGCUGGACCACAACCAGAAGAUGAAAUGCUAAAAUAUGCAAAAAUGUGUCUGGAUUUUCUACAAACACUCGAUCCAAAUGAUUCGGAUACCAUUAAUCAUUUGAAUUUUUUGGAAGCAAUACAAUUAUUGAAUAAAGAAUUUCCAAAUAAAUUAUGGUUACCAAUAAGGAUUCAUAAUAUCAGUAGACAACAAGAAUUAUUGGAUGCAAUUUUAUCAUCCAGUAAUGAUGCACAUAAAAAAAUUGAUGAAAUUUUAAAAAUUAUUUCACUUUUAAAUCUUUUUAAAUCAUCAGAUGAUAAUUCCAAUGAUAAUGAUGAUAAUACCGAUGAUGACGAUGAACAAGAAGCACGAUUAUUGAAUAAAAUUGGUGAAAAAGCAAUUGAAAAUUUAGAUUAUAAAACAGCAAAUGAUUUAGCAAUAAAUAUUAUGGAUCGUAAUCUUCAAUCAGGUUGGCCAUUAUGUUAUCAAAUUUGUUGUUUAAUUAUGAAACGAAAUGAUGAAGAUUCGGAAUUUGGAUCAUCAAUAACAAUUGAUCAACAGCUACGAUUAUUAUCAUUUGUAUUGGCAAAUUGUCCAGAUAAUAAUAUCCAGAUUCAUUAUGAUUUAUUAAAUCAAUUAAAACACUUAAAACAAUUACAUUUAAAUCAUCUGGUUGAACCGAAAAUUUAUAUAAAUUUUCAUGGCCAACCAACAACAACAACAAUAAAAAUGAAAUGAAUUUUUUUCAACGUUUCUUGAAAUAACAGCUAAUAUCUUUGAUACCAGUUUUAUCCAUUUUGAUCAACUUUUUCUGUGUUGAUGUUAAUUUUG
Messenger RNA from Dermatophagoides pteronyssinus (European house dust mite), 3005 nucleotides. RefSeq names its product NBAS subunit of NRZ tethering complex-like. Lineage: Eukaryota; Metazoa; Arthropoda; Arachnida; Sarcoptiformes; Pyroglyphidae. Gene Ontology annotation, biological process: retrograde vesicle-mediated transport, Golgi to endoplasmic reticulum. Gene Ontology annotation, cellular component: Dsl1/NZR complex. The record is from RefSeq and is a predicted model, not a curated record. Gene Ontology annotation, molecular function: SNARE binding.